Molecule: messenger RNA, 2867 nt
Organism: Ictalurus punctatus (channel catfish)
Lineage: Eukaryota; Metazoa; Chordata; Actinopteri; Siluriformes; Ictaluridae
Gene: tardbpb
Product: TAR DNA binding protein b
Exons: 7
Coding region: 338-1591 (417 amino acids)
Biological process (GO): regulation of gene expression
Cellular component (GO): nucleoplasm
Molecular function (GO): RNA binding
Source: RefSeq, a predicted model, not a curated record
GGUUACGUCUUUUGCUACGAAAACAACAGACGCGUGAGGUUUAUGGGAUUCAAUUACUGUUUGUUUUAGGACUGAGAGUUGAAUUCGCACUACACUACGAAGUUGGUUAACAUCAGGGUUUGUGUUUCGCACGCUGUGUGAGCCGUAGAGAGGAAACAUUAGCCACUCGGCUCGCUCAUUCAUUCAAGCAGCACGCUUCGAGAGGUGGAGGCAGCUGUAGACCAGCAACCGCUAACAAAGGAAGAGCAGAACCGACCGGGGCUACUGUCGGCUCGCUUGUGGUGUUCUCCACCAUUUAAAUUCACUACAGAUUCACUUUUCAUAGACAAGAGCAGAGAUGGCCGAUAUGUACAUUCGCGUGGCUGAGGAGGAGAACGAAGAGCCGAUGGAGAUUCCUUCGGAAGACGACGGCACGGUGCUGUUGUCCACGGUGGCGGCGCAGUUCCCCGGCGCGUGCGGCCUUCGCUACCGGAGCCCUAUCUCUCAGUGCAUGCGCGGCGUGCGCCUAGCGGAGGGAGUGCUGCACGCGCCGGAAAACGGCUGGGGCAACCUUGUGUACGUCGUGAAUUAUCCAAAAGACUGCGGGGGUUUCAUGGACCCCACUUAUGGCACUUUUCCACUGCACGAAUCGGCAGACAACAAGCGCAAAAUGGACGAGAUAGAUGCCUCAUCAGCGAAGAUCAAGAGAGGAGACCAGAAGACCUCAGAUCUGAUCGUGUUAGGCUUGCCAUGGAAAACUACAGAACAGGACCUGAAAGACUACUUCAGUACCUUCGGUGAUGUAAUCAUGGUGCAGGUGAAACGAGAUGCGAAGACUGGAAAUUCGAAAGGCUUUGGCUUUGUUCGUUUUACUGACUGGGAGGCCCAGGGUAAAGUGAUUACCCAGCGGCACAUGAUUGAUGGGAGGUGGUGUGACUGCAAGCUGCCCAACUCAAAGCAAGGUCCUGACGAGCCAAUGAGGAGCAGGAAGGUGUUUGUUGGCCGUUGCACCGAGGACAUGACUUCUGAUGAUCUACGCCAGUUUUUCAUGCAAUAUGGCGAAGUCACAGAUGUCUUCAUCCCCAAGCCUUUCAGAGCUUUUGCUUUUGUUACCUUUGCUGAUGACCAGAUUGCUGCUUCCCUGUGUGGGGAAGACCUAAUCAUCAAGGGAGUGAGUGUUCAUAUAUCCAACGCUGAACCCAAGCACAGUGGCAGAGGGCACAUGAUGGAUCGGGUUCGCUACGGGAAUGGUUUCGGUGCUCAGGCAUUUGGAAGCAGCAGCAGUCGCAGCAGCUCUAGCAGCCUGGGAAACUUCAGCAACUUCAACCUGAACCCGGCCAUGAUGGCUGCCGCUCAGGCUGCCCUGCAGAGUAGCUGGGGAAUGAUGGGAAUGUUGGCGCAGCAGGGUCAGUCAGCUACGUCUGGCUCGAGUGCGAGUGGGGCAAGCUCUGCUCGAGACCAGACACAGUACAGCACAGGAACCAGCAACUACAGCAGCGGCUCAGCUGCACUCGGCUGGGGCGCAGGCACUAACGCUGCUAGCAGUGGAAGUGGGUUUAACUCGAGCUUUGGCUCCAGUAUGGAGUCCAAGUCUACGGGGUGGGGGAUGUAAGUGGUGGGGUUUUUGCAGUGUUGGUAUUUUUAGUGUGUGUUUGGUAAGUAUUUUCUGAGAGACUUAACUCUUUUUGUGCAUUGCGGGUAUGGGAGCAGGAGCAAAUGGGGAGUUUGGGGAGAACAGAAUGUUUUUCUACAUUUGAACAAGAUAUUAAAUAAGAUUUAAAAACAGGCAGUGUUAGACAAACAUCAACUGUGUAGUUUACCCCCGCCCCCCUCUUUAUGCUGUAUUGGUUAAUUUUGGUUAGGGACACAAUAUUUCAACUGGAUUCUUAAAAAUGCAUGUAGUUUAAGCUGUGCUCACAGAAACAUGCAUGUUUUACACACCACCAAAGUUGGUACUUCUUGAAAGCUUGUUAAAAUCUUGCAUUGGAAAGAAUCUGGUUGAAACUUAAGUCUUUUUGAGUACAUGUUUUAUUUGCAGCCAGACAAAUUUAAAAAGCCUUCAUCGAAAUCUCUUCUGCAGUUGCCAUCUGUGGGUUUUGCCUGAGAAGAAGGCCCUCUGUGGCAGCACUGUGCGGCUGAGAUCAUAAUCCCAUCUUCCUCAUGUCUAAAAGCUCUCUUCGCUCGGCUCGCUGACACGGUGGGUGUCUUCUUUUUUUUUAAAGUCAGCAUAUUUUUCUGAUUUCACAAGAACUGUACAGAGAAAGUGAACAUUUUUAACAACUGUUGAGUGCGCUUGGUGGUGGCGAAGAGUGAGCGAACGGAGAGAAAGGAAGGCAUGGAAGCGAGCGAGCGAAAAAGACUGAUGAGAGUGCGAUGAAAGAGCUGAAAUAUGACUGGGUGGCAUUUGUGAGCGCGUGAAUGAGAGCUUGUUGACACUUCCCAGCCUCACCUAUACACAACCCUGAACAGAUGGACAAUUAGUUUACCUGUAUCUGAAGGAUCACAUUUUCCCUCCUAGGCUUCCCGUUUUGCUUUUCUCCUAUCAUAUACUGACAAUGUGUUUAAAUAGCUAGUGGAAUGUUGUGAUGAGUUUUUUUUUUUUUUUUUACUUUGUUUUUUUUGGUGUCAUGCUUCUAUAAAACUGAACUGAAUGCUGUAUGGUGUGUGUGCUUUUCCUUGUGAUUUUGACCUGUAAGUGUGAACUUGUGGAUGACAUCUUCAGUGGCCACUGAGGGGUGGGAGAACGAGUGAUUGUGUAAGUGAGACCUGUAUGUUGAGUGAUGUGGAUGUCUGUGGAAUGAAUUUCUUCUAGAUAACAUUUGCUUAAUGUUUUCAAAAAUAUUUUAUAUGGCUUGUGAAAAGAGUGCUCCAAUAAAACUUAAUUUGAA